AUGGUACAAUUUGGUGAUCCAACAAAUACAGGUAAAGGUGGUGAAUCCAUAUGGGGUGGCCACUUUGAAGAUGAAUUCAAAGAAGACUUAAGGCAUUCAAAAAGAACGUGUGGCAAACAUCCAACAUUAGAUGGGAAGUAUACUGUAUUUGGUAAAACAUUGAAAGGUUCAGAAUCAGAUCAAGAAUCAACACUUUCAAAACUAGAAAAUGUGGAAGUUGAUAAAAAGAAAAGACCCAAAGCACCAAUAUUUAUCAAAAGUGUGACGAUUCAUGCAAACCCAUUAGCCAAAUAG
This is a messenger RNA of Hansenula ciferrii, 294 nucleotides long. RefSeq names its product Peptidyl-prolyl cis-trans isomerase D. The coding region runs from base 1 to 294 and encodes 97 amino acids. Gene Ontology annotation, biological process: protein peptidyl-prolyl isomerization. The record is from RefSeq and is a predicted model, not a curated record. Gene Ontology annotation, cellular component: catalytic step 2 spliceosome. The transcript has 2 exons. Gene Ontology annotation, molecular function: peptidyl-prolyl cis-trans isomerase activity. Lineage: Eukaryota; Fungi; Ascomycota; Saccharomycetes; Phaffomycetales; Wickerhamomycetaceae.